Oncorhynchus gorbuscha (pink salmon) is the source of this 1089-nucleotide messenger RNA. Its product is annotated as transmembrane protein 222-like. The transcript has 6 exons. Bases 197 to 742 code for a protein of 181 amino acids. The record is from RefSeq and is a predicted model, not a curated record. NCBI's taxonomy places the organism in Eukaryota, Metazoa, Chordata, Actinopteri, Salmoniformes, Salmonidae.
AUCUAAUUUACUUAAUUUUUGCCGAGAAAUGAUUUGAUAUUGAUUUAAAAACGUCUGCAUUUGGCAUUUAAUUCAUAUCCAGGCUGGCUUUGUAAUAUUUGGUGCGUGACUGCUUUGCAGACGGCCUGGAACGCGGCCGCCAUUUUUGAGCUGUGCGUUUAGUAGCCAUAGGCUACGUCAGAGUGCCAGAUUACUGAUGGCGCAGGAGGCGGACAUAAUGAUUAAUUAUCACGGCGGAUUCGAAAAAUUAGACCGGAAAAACAGCCGUUAUCCUUAUUGUAUCGUUUGGACACCUAUUCCAAUACUGUCGUGGUUGCUCCCCUUCAUUGGUCACAUGGGGAUCUGUACUUCUGCAGGCGUGAUAAGAGACUUCGCUGGAUCGUACUUAGUGUCUGAAGAUAAUAUGGCCUUUGGAAGACCAACAAAGUACUGGAAGCUUGAUGUUGAUAAGGUGUGUGGCACUGGCUCAGCUGCCUGGGACAAAGCAGUGCACGAUGCAUCGGAGGAGUACAAAUGCAGGCCGCACAACCUCUGCUGUGAUAACUGCCACUCCCACGUGGCCCGGGCCCUCAACCUCAUGCGCUACGACAACAGAACGUCCUGGAACAUGGUCAACCUAUGCCUGCAGACCCUUAUCCAUGGCAGGCAUGUCAGCUGUGUGUCGUUCCUCAAGACCUGGCUGCCCUUCCUCAUGCUGACUGGAGCCCUUGUCACCUUCAUCCUAACACUCAACCUGCACUGACCAUGCGAGGGAGAUGGAGGAGGGGAGAGAUAAUACAAGGGCUUUUCCUGCUCAGUUGUAAUCAUGAAAGUGAAUGAAGAAGAGGAAUGUUCCGAUGGGACACUUCUUUGUGCAGUACUAAUAUCCACACUCUCCGACAUCCAUCAGAAAGAAAGGGUCUCAUGAGGGCAGUUAUGUCCAGCUGUUCUGGCUUGUUUUGAAGUACCUUUUACUCGAUAACAGAAAGGAAUGUCGUAUAAAUGAAUGUUUGGCUUGGGAUAGUCAUAACCACAAAUAUAUAACUGAUAUAGCGUCUGCUAAAUGACAAGAAUUUGAACGUAAAUAUAUUGUCUAUGGUCAUAAGUUCA